AGUCAGCAGGAGUUUUUUUUUUUGUGAUCAGAAAAACAUGUGGCUCUUGAGGAAGAAAAAAAAAUCAUCAGAUGAAACGAAGGAAAGGCCUGUCUCACCUGGACCCAGCUGUGUGUCCUUUCAGAGUGACCGCUCAAUGACAGAGCCUAUCCGUUUUACAGAUGGAGCAUCCUCUGUGGAAAGAACCCCAAAACAGGAACCAGAAAACAGCUGCAGAAAUUUGAUAGAGUCCGUAUUCCAGCUGGAGCACAAAGUCAUCACAUUGGUGAAGAAUGAACUGAACAAUUUAAAGAAGCUACUGAGUGCUGAUUACCCAGAAUGCUCUGAGAAGGAGGAGAAAGCGGAGGAGGAGGAUCUGGACCGUAUUAGAGAGAGUGUGCUGAAGAUCACACUGCGUAUCCUGAAGAACCUGAAGCAGAAAGAUCUCGCUCACCAACUGCAGAUCAAGCUGGCCUCUGUAUAUCAGCGAAAACUCAAAUCCAGACUUGGAGAUAAAUUUAAAAGGAUAAAUGAAGGAAUCUCCCAGCAUGGGACAUCAGUACUUCUGAAUCAGAUCUACACAGAGCUCUACAUCACAGAGGGCUGGAGUGAAGACAUCAGUGAUGAACAUGAGGUGAGACAGAUUGAGACAGUGUCCAGGAGACCAGUAACAGAGGAGAAACCCAUCAAAUGUAAUGAUCUCUUUAAAGACACGUCCAUCAGAAGUGUGCUGACUAAAGGAGUUGCUGGAAUUGGAAAAACUGUCUCUGUGCAGAAGUUCAUUCUGGACUGGACUGAAGGGAAAGUGAAUCAGGAUGUCACCUUCAUGUUUCCACUUCCCUUUAGAGAGCUGAAUCUGAUGAAGCAGCAAAACCUCAGUCUGAUGAAUCUUCUUCAUCAGUUUUUCCCUGAUAUUAAGGACCUAGAAGUAAUAGAGAGUGAUACCUACAAAAUCCUGUUGAUCUUCGAUGGUCUGGAUGAGUGUCGACUUCCUCUAGAUUUCCAGAACAAUAAGAGAUUGUGUGAUGUGACCGAGUCGGCCUCAGUGGAUGUGCUGUUGACGAACCUCAUCAAGGGGAAUCUGCUUCGCUCUGCUCUCCUCUGGAUAACCACUCGACCAGCAGCAGCCAAUCAGAUCCCUUCUGAGAGUGUAGACCAGGCAACAGAGAUACGAGGGUUCAGUGAUCCUCAGAAAGAGGAGUACUUCAGGAAGAAGAUCAGUGAUCGGAGCCUGGCCAAUAAAAUCAUCACACACAUGAAGUCUUCAAGAAGCCUCUACAUCAUGUGCCACAUCCCAGUCUUCUGCUGGAUCUCAGCCACUGUUCUCAAAAGAAUGUUAGGUGAAGCAGAGAGUGGAGAGAUCCCCAAGACUCUGACUCAAAUGUUCACACACUUCCUUAUCUUUCAGAUCAAACACAAGGAACAAAAGUACCAUGGAACAUAUGACCCUGAUUCUCAGCAGACCAGAGAGAGUAUCCUGGCACUGGGAAAACUGGCUUUCCAACAACUGGAGAAAGGAAACCUGAUCUUCUAUGAGGAAGACCUGAGAGAGUGUGGCAUUGGUGUUCGAGAAGUGGCAGUGUACUCAGGGGUGUGUACUCAGAUCUUCAGAAAAGAAUCAGGACUCUACCUGGGGAAAAUGUUCAGCUUUGUGCAUCUGAGCAUUCAGGAGUUUUUGGCUGGGUUGUAUGCAUUUCUCUGCUUUCUUGACAAAACUCCAACAAAAGAGCAAACUACUGCUCUGUCUGGUCUUUUCAACACAUCAGAAAUGUCUGACUUCCUCAAAGGUGCAGUGGACCAGGCCUUACAGAGUGACACCGGACACUUGGAUCUUUUCCUCCGCUUCCUUCUGGGCCUCUCAGUGGAGUCCAAUCAGAAGCUCAUUCGAGAUCUGCUGCCACACACAGGAAGCAGCUCUGACUGCCAGAAGGACAUAGUUGAGUACAUCAAGUUCAAGUUUGAACAAAAUCCAUCUCCAGAGAGAUUAAUAAACCUUUUCUACUGUCUGAAUGAGUUAAAUGAUGAUUCACUCGUGAAAGAGAUCCAAAGUUACAUGAGCUCAGGACGUCUCUCUGAAGCUGCACUCUCACCUGCUCAGUGGUCUGCUCUGGUCUUUGUGUUGCUGACAUCAGAUGAGGAUCUGGAAGUGUUUCAGCUACAGAAGUUCAUAAAGUCAGAUGAAUGCUUUAAGAGGCUGCUACCAGUCGUCCAGCAAGCCACAACAGUUCUGUAA
Molecule: messenger RNA, 2212 nt
Organism: Neoarius graeffei (lesser salmon catfish)
Lineage: Eukaryota; Metazoa; Chordata; Actinopteri; Siluriformes; Ariidae
Product: protein NLRC3-like
Exons: 5
Coding region: 38-2212 (724 amino acids)
Source: RefSeq, a predicted model, not a curated record